CGCUUCGUCACACAUAAUUAUCCCGAGUUUGUGUUGUACAUAUGUCCAGCUGAUAGAGUGUCCGUCUACAUCCCGUAAAGGCGGAUGUAUUCUGUACAAAGUAGCAGAGGAAGGAUCAAAGCUUGGUGGAAAGGAUGACGACGAGGUAUCGUGUUGAGUAUGCGCUCAAGACUCAUCGGAGAGAUCAGUUUAUAGAAUGGAUCAAAGGGCUGCUGGCGGUACCUUUCGUGCUGUAUUCCCAGCCGACUGGAGUCUUCGAGACGAGGAGCAGUAGUGUGGCCCAAAUGGCCGCAGAGGCUCAUCGGAGAUACGCUGAGAUUAUGUCGGAUGUUGAGCAUAUGAUUGAUGACCACAUCGAACACCAGAAGGUUGGAACUGAUGGCCAGUCGAAACUGAAGCUUCUGGUUCCCAGCAUUGGGACAUUCUUCACAAGACUGCCUCUUACGGAUGCGUUCAGGUAUCAGGAUAGGAAGAGAUUCAUCUCAUCGAGACGCUUUGUGCCGCCCUCGUUCAAUGACAUUCGUCUAAUCCUGAACACGGCACAGCUUAUGGGAGUGACUUCUGUCGGUCCUCUGGAUCUUGCUACUUUCGAUGGUGAUGUGACUCUCUAUGACGAUGGGAAAAGCCUGGAACCAAUCAAUCCUGUGAUAGACAGGAUUAUUUAUCUCAUGAGCCGUAACACCAAAAUCGGGAUUGUGACAGCAGCUGGCUAUACCAAAGCAGAGCGUUACUAUGAACGAUUGCACGGCUUACUUGAAGCCAUCAAGGCUUCCGACAUUCUCACUCCCGCACAAAGGCAAAAUCUUGUCAUCAUGGGCGGUGAAUCUAACUUUCUCUUCACUUACUCUCCUGACUCCCCAUUUCUACUCUCCCAUCUCUCACGUAGAAGCUGGAUUCUCCCCAGUAUGUCCUCCUGGACCCAGCCAACCAUCACCGCACUCCUCGACCUCGCGGAGUCGUCCCUCCGCGAAUGCGUAACCAACCUCUCCCUCCCCGCAACAAUCCUGCGUAAGGAACGAGCCGUCGGAAUCAUCCCCUCAGUACCAGGCAGCAAAUUUCCCCGCGAAUCCCUCGAAGAAACAGUUCUUGUUGUCCAAAAGAAACUCGAGAUGAGCGAGGUGGGCAAGAAAUUGCCAUUUUGUGCUUUCAAUGGAGGGAACGAUGUGUUUGUCGAUAUUGGAGAUAAGAGCUGGGGUGUGCUUGUUUGUCAGAAUUAUUUCGGUGCGGCGGGGUUGAACGGGGAUGGCGAGAGUAUCAGAGGGGAGAGGACUUUGCAUGUUGGGGACCAGUUUUUGAGCGCAGGGAGUAAUGAUUUUAAGGCGAGGGUUGUGGGAACCACGGCUUGGAUUGCAAAUCCGGCUGAGACGGUGGAGUUGUUGGAUGAACUUAAGGGGAUGAUGGAAAAGGGAAAGGAAGGCGCGGUAAAAGAGGAGGGAGAUGGGUUGGAGACGGACUUGUUGGCAAGGGUUGAUAGGUUGUUUGAAAAACAUCCUAUGCCCCGUGCUUGAACUUGAGCAAUGAUGUCGGGACAGUGGAUGGCCGCGUUGAGAUGGGUGCUUCAGAUGAUUUCGGCGGACAACGGAACCAGAUCUAAAUUUGUAUCUUAGGGCCACAGAUGUAGAAAUUGAAUACCCUUCCUUUGUUU
Molecule: messenger RNA, 1645 nt
Organism: Hyaloscypha bicolor E
Lineage: Eukaryota; Fungi; Ascomycota; Leotiomycetes; Helotiales; Hyaloscyphaceae
Product: IMP-specific 5'-nucleotidase-like protein 1
Exons: 7
Coding region: 135-1508 (457 amino acids)
Biological process (GO): nicotinic acid riboside biosynthetic process; nucleotide metabolic process; nicotinamide riboside biosynthetic process
Molecular function (GO): magnesium ion binding
Source: RefSeq, a predicted model, not a curated record